CCUCUCUGGCUUCUUGCUUGCUGCCAGUGGGGAAGUGAAAGCUCGAGGAGAGGAAGAACCACCAGCACGGGGGCUCUGGGACCACCUUGCUUCCACAUGGCCUCCCCAAGUGUGGGGUCUGCAGCUGCCCUGCCUUGCCUGCUACUUUGCAUCCUAUACCUCACAGCUGGAGCAUCUGCAAAGCCGCACUAUGCAGUACUUUUCCCCUCCGUGCUCUACUACCCGUACCCGGGCAAAGUGCAUGUCCACCUCAUGGACCUGGAUGAGCCCGUGCGGGUGACCCUCCACCUGGCAAGCAGCCAUGGCAUCCCCAACGUCACCCUGGAGAAUCAGGACAGUGAUAUCCUCCAGCUGAACUGGCCCCACUUCUCCAACAUUUCUACCCCUCCUGCAGGGAUCUACGAGGUUGCGCAUCUUCACGUCUCCAUCCAGGGAGGUUCCCUGCAGGUCUCUGAACAGAAGAAAGUCCUGGUGAAAGCCCUGGAGCUGGGGACCUUGGUGCAGACAGACAAGGAUGUCUACAAGCCUGGACAAACUGUGAAGUUUCGAAUUGUCCGUUUGGAUCAAAACUUCAUUCCCAGCAACAGGGAGCUUCCCUUGGUGGCCGUGCAGGAUCCCAGCGGGAACCGCGUGGCGGAGUGGUGGGAGGUGAGCCCACGGCAGGGCAUCGUGGACCUGUCCUUCCCGCUGGCUGCAGAGCCAGCCCUGGGCAUGUACACCAUCGAGGUGGAGGGGAAGAGACACUCCUUCAGCGUGGAGGACUACGGGCUGCCCCACUUUGAAGUGUUGAUCUGGCUGCCCCGUGUCGUGACGGUGAAGGACGAGAAGAUCCUGCUGGACGUCUGUGGGCGGUACCCGUCUGGGAAACCUUUCCAGGGAAUGGCUGAGGCCAAGCUGUGCCGGUCCCACAAAUAUAUUAUUUUCCCAAAGGGAUCUACGAGGAUCUGUGCUGAGUUUAGGGGCGAGACGGGGAGGAACGGUUGCUUCUCCACCGAGGUGCUGCUGGCUUCCUUCAACCUGACCAGCUCCCACUACAAGAGUCAGCUCUAUGCUUAUGCAUCACUGCUGGAGAAGGGGACCGGGAUGCAGCGUACAGCGACCAAAAGCUGUACAAUUGUGAAUAAAAUGGCCACAAUCACCUUUGAAAACAUCGAUAAAUUCUACAAGCCUGGCAUUCCCUACACUGGGACGAUGCUGCUGAAGGGAACCAACGGCUCUGCCCUGAAGGAGAAGGAAUUCCUGCUUGUGGUUAACACUAGAGAAAAAAUGCAAAGAAAAACCCUGCUCAUGGAUAGAUUGGGGAGAGCCUCCUUUGAGCUGGACACCUCUGGUUGGAAUGAUGAGGUCUCCCUGCACGGUGAGCUCAAGGAUGACCCUCCAGCCUCGGAGCAUGAAGGCAAGGAGUACUACCAAAGUGCCACUCUCUACCUGUAUCCCUUCUCUUCGGACAGCAAAAGCUUCUUGAAGAUCCGCAGGGUGAAAAAGAAGCUGCCCUGCGGCCAGCCCCAGAACCUCUGGGUGGAUUACUUGUUUGAUGAGAAGACCAUGGGGAUCAAGCUGCAGAGCCUGGACGUGGUCUUCCUGGUCCUGGCCAAGGGGACCAUUGCCAACAUCCUCAGGAAAGAGCUGCCUGCAGCAGCUGGGCUGAGAGGCUCCUUCUCCCUGGAGCUGCCCAUCGGCCCCGAGCUGGCGCCCACGGCCAAGGUGCUGGGCUACGUGGUGCUGCCUGACAGCGAGAUGGUGGCUGACAGCACCGAGCUCCAGGUGGCCAAGUGCUUCCCCAACAAGGUGAAUCUGUCCUUCUCGGAGCAGAGGGCUCUGGUGGGCUCACAGCUCUGCCUGAAGGUGCAGGCUGCCCCGGGGUCACUGUGUGCCAUCUAUGCCAUGGAUCAACGCACAUGGUCCUCUGGUCCCAAGGGCAAGCUCAGCCCCAGCGUGGUCUAUAAAUUACUCCCGACGUUUUCUGAAGACAGCUAUUCUUUUGAAGUCGAAGAACCUGAUUUACCUAGCUGUUGGAUAAACAUGUUCGGAGGCAUGAUAGUAAACCUUCCAGCCAUUAACUGUUUUGAUAUGCCAAAGGAGAGUUGGAUGCAUUGCCACCGCAGCCUGUUGCGCAGGGAGGCACCGCAGUCUGACAUGCAGCCAGGCUCCUACAGCCUGCUUAAGGAUGCAGGUUUGAAAAUCGUCACCAACGCUCAAUUGAGCUGUGUACCAAACAUCCAAUUCCAAAGGGACCAAAGCCUUUUAUACCCACAAGGAGCAGGACUGGAAGAGGAUGAGCAGGCUGGUGUCAUGCAGGACACAGGGAUGCAGAUGGAAUUCUUGGGGACGUGGCUGUGGGAGCUGGUCCCUGUGGGGGACGGGGGCUCUGCGGAGGUGACAGUGACGGUGCCCGAUGCCAUCACCGAGUGGGAAGCCAGGAUGUUCUGCACAUCCCCGUUGGGUUUGGGGCUGGCCCCUGCCACCACCCUCACGGCCUUCAAGCCCUUCUUCGUGGAGCUGGCGCUGCCCUACGCCGUGGUCCGGCACGAAGCCUUCACCCUCGUGGCCACCGUGUUCAACUACCUGCGGCAGUGCCUGCGGGUUCAGGUGACUCUGGCGGAGUCGGCGGAGCUGGAGGUGUCAGCAGGCAUGGAGGGGGAGUACAGAGGCUGCGUCUGUGCAGAUGAAGAGAGGACAUUCCAGUGGAGUGUGCGAGCCACCAGCCUGGGGAAGGUGAACGUCACUGUCACUGCCAAGGCCCUGCACUCCAAGAAGCUUUGCGGCACCGAGAUGCCCGUGGUGCCAGCCCAGGGGCGCGUGGACACCGAGACAAAACUCCUGAUGGUGCAGCCUCCAAAACUGAUGUGAAGGGAAAUUGCAGCAGCCUGGCUGUCCUUCUGCUCCGGACCCCAUUGCACCCCACCAGACAGCCAUGGUCUCAAGGGCUGGCAGCCUUUUCCCAUCCCUUCAUCCCCUUCGUCUGACCUGGGAGAAGCCUGCAGCAGCAUGGGUGAGACAAGGACUAUGAAACCCAGCCCCGCUGCCCAGCAGCCCUGCCAUCCUGUGCGGGUCAGGGGCUGCCCGGGGAGCAGCCGCUCUGCUGCCCACCACAGUCGCGGUUCCCCUUGAGCGGAUGCCAGUGCGAUCCCUCGGAGAGGGGACUGGGGCAGGUGAGCUGACCCCAGGCUGACAAAAGUACAAGCCUGAUGGCUGGGCAUGGAGAGGAUGCUCAGAGCUGUCCUGAGCCCUGCCCCUGCUCAGCCAGGCUGAAAAAUAAAGAAAAAUGCAAGUGGGAUAAGGGAAUUGGAAGUGGCAAAAUGUUUUUCUUGCAAUAAAGCUUCCUUUCUUCAGGCUCUUUCCCACCAUCCCUGACUAAAGCCAGCCCUGUGUCCCAAAACAGACUUUGUGUUAGGGGCUCAGCACUCUUGUCCCCCUUAAUGAUGUGUCAGAGGGGCUCUACCUUCACUUUGCUUUGCUGAAUAAAAAACUGAGACCAAACCA
Molecule: messenger RNA, 3483 nt
Organism: Grus americana (Whooping crane)
Lineage: Eukaryota; Metazoa; Chordata; Aves; Gruiformes; Gruidae
Product: alpha-2-macroglobulin-like protein 1
Exons: 22
Coding region: 97-2850 (917 amino acids)
Molecular function (GO): endopeptidase inhibitor activity
Source: RefSeq, a predicted model, not a curated record